Molecule: messenger RNA, 2117 nt
Organism: Lolium perenne
Lineage: Eukaryota; Viridiplantae; Streptophyta; Magnoliopsida; Poales; Poaceae
Source: RefSeq, a predicted model, not a curated record
AACCGGGGAGAACGAAUCGAACGAGGCGUCGGAGACGACGGGGAGGGAGCUUGCGCCGCGAUCGGAGCGAAUGGAGACGGCGGCGUUCUCCGCGGCGGCGCCGCAUCCGGGCGCGGGGCUGGGUCUGGGCGGCGGCGGGGCGGUGGACGAGCAGCAGGCGGCGGGGGUCGGGAUCCUGCUGCAGAUAUCCAUGCUCGUGCUCUCCUUCGUGCUCGGCCACCUCCUCCGCCGCCGCAAGUUCUACUACCUGCCCGAGGCCAGCGCAUCCCUCCUCAUCGGGAUGAUUGUUGGAGGAUUUGCUAACAUAUCAAACACGCAGAAAAGUACUAGGAGAUGGUUCAAUUUUCGAGAGGACUUCUUCCUUCUCUUUUUACUUCCUCCAAUUAUAUUUCAGUCGGGAUUUAACUUAGCACCAAAACCAUUCUUUUCAAAUUUUGGUGCUAUCAUAACUUUCGCAAUCCUGGGAACCUUCAUUGCUUCCAUAGUUACGGGGCUUCUCGUCUAUCUUGCUGGGUUAAUAUAUAUCAUCUAUAGGUUGCCUUUGGUUGAAUGUAUGAUGUUUGGUGCUCUUGUGUCAGCAACAGAUCCUGUAACUGUGCUAUCUAUAUUUCAGGUUUAUGCCAUCUCUUCUUAUACUAACAUGUGCAAGUUUAGUUACUGUUUCUCAAAAGAAAUGAUUUACAUAUUAUUCGUGGAAUUACAGGAACUCGGCACCGAUGUGAACCUCUAUGCUCUUGUUUUUGGAGAAUCUGUUCUAAAUGAUGCUGUGGCUAUAUCCUUGUACAGGACCAUGGCAUCUAUGAGGACGAAUUCUCCCGAUCAGAAUUUUGUCGUAGUCAUCUUGAGGUUUCUUGAGAACUUCGUUGGUUCAAUGUCAUCAGGAAUCGGAGUUGGGCUUAUCUCUGCUCUCCUCUUCAAGUAUGCAGAACUUGGCGUCGAGAACCUUCAUAAUCUGGAGAGUUGCUUGUUUGUGCUUUUCCCUUACUUCUCGUACAUGUUAGCUGAAGGCCUUGGCUUGUCUGGCAUUGUUUCUAUUCUCUUUACCGGGAUUGUAAUGAAGAGAUAUACAUUCUAUAACUUAUCAGCAGAUUCUCAGCGUUUUACUGCUCGUUUUUUCCAUUUGCUUUCAUCACUAGCAGAAGCAUUCAUAUUCAUAUACAUGGGGUUCGAUAUUGCAAUGGAACGUCAGAGCUGGUCUCAUAUUGGAUUCAUAUUUUUCUCGAUUGUCUUCAUAUUAGUUGCAAGGGCUGCAAAUGUCUUCUCUUGUGCAUACAUAUUAAAUUUGGCACGACCACCUCAUUCCCAAAUACCUAGGCAAUAUCAGGUGGCCCUCUGGUAUAGUGGACUCAGAGGAGCUAUGGCUUUUGCCCUUGCUCUUCAGUCAGUUCAUGAUCUUCCUGAAGGACACGGCGAGACAAUUUUCACCGCUACCACAUCUAUUGUCGUUCUCACUGUACUUCUGAUUGGAGGCUCAACUGGAACAAUGCUUGAAGCCCUACAAGUAGUUGGGGACAGUAACCGGUAUCGACAUCCGUACGAGGAGAACUUCGAUGGGAGCAAUGCUGGUUAUGAGGAAGGAACAUCUACUCCGAGCAAAUUUCAACUGAAACUCAGAGAACUUCGGAGAAGCACUUCCUCUUUUGCUUUAUUGGACAGGAACUAUCUCACUCCCAUUUUUACUUCUCAACAUGAGGAUGAUGAUGAUGACGACGACGAAGACGAUGUUGAUGAUGAUUCUGGUGAAGCGUUAGGGAUACCUGCGAGUGGAGAACUAUAGCUAAUGACUGGAAGCACAAGGUGACCAGUUUUCGAUGGAUUUGCAGAAAGAAGCUCUCAGAUUCUCAAAAAAAAAAAAAAGCUCUCAGAGUUGGUGAGACUGCCACAUAUUAGACCAAGAGGCAUAGCAGAGUAGUGUAUGGAGACAUUAGGAUAGUUCAGCAUGUGUUAGUAAAGAGUAUUUUGCUUCCUUUGUAAGUAUAGAGUUGGCGUGAAAUUUUGUUCUUCCAUUUUGCCGUCUUAUGUAAUUCUACGGGUUCAUCCGAGUUGACCAUGUUGGUGGUUUGAGGCAUUGUCCACUGCUUUUGUGUGGCGUGGUACGGCUGUACGAUGGAGCAGAA